AGUUGAGACAACUCUGGCUCUUGAAUACAUAAUUACUUAGAUUUUUUUUGUGAUUAUCACUCAUCUAAUAAACCUUACAGUCAGCAGUUUCUUGAUUUCCUGAACAGCGUGAUUCAUCAUGAAGCUGGAGAUGCCAAAGAAUUUUGAAGAUGUUGCUGUUGAGUUUUCAAGUGAGGAGUGGAAGAUGCUGAGUGAACAGGACAAAGAGUUAUACCGGGAGGUGAUGGUACAGAACUAUAAGAACAUGAUUUCUUUAGGUUACAAUGUCCCAUUGUAUGAACUUCUGUUACUUCUUAAGAAAGAUAAAACCAUUCCAGCUGCUGAGACUGAAGGAAGAACAACAGUGCAACAAACACAACUUCCUAGUAACAGAACCAGCAUCACCAGGAAUGGAAAAUUCAGUGUCAUUCAGGGUCUGCGGUCAUCCCAUGGGAAACUCUGGGAUGCACAAUGUAACAGAGCUCAGUCUGAUGAGAUGCUUAUCACAAGGCAAGACCCACUGAAGACGGAAGCUAGACAUGAUAACUGUAGGCAAAGUAAAGAAGACUUUGUCAUAAAAACUGAAUUUCAAAAGCAUCUGCAAACUGAAGCAGAGGAAAUGCCGUGCAGCUGGCUUAACCAUAGCAACACUGGAACAUUUUAUAGCAACAAUGUAACUGAUCAUCUACGUGACAGUGGGGAAAGGCAAAAGAAUACCCCCCCAACACAUAAACAAGCACUCAUUAGGCAGGAUUUGCAUGAAGGUAUUAUGAAUGCCAAAGGUUUUACAGAUGGAAAAAACUUAGCACUGCAGAAGAUCACUCGUACUGGUCAGAAUCAGAAGGUCCAUACAGGGCAGAAAUCAUACAAAUGUACCACGUGUGACAAGAGUUUUGUAUACAGAGGCAGAAUGCUGAAUCAUCAGACACACUGUGGGCAGAAAUCAUAUAAAUGUACCACAUGUGACAAGAGUUUUAUGAGGAAGAACCAACUGACACAUCAUCAGAAGAUGCAUUCAGAGCAGGAAUCAUACAAAUGUGCUGCAUGUGAUAAGAGUUUUAUAUACAAAAGCAAGAUGUUGAAUCAUCAGAUACACUGUGGGCAGCAACCAUAUAAAUGUACCAAGUGUGGCAAAAAUUUUGUAGAAAAAAACAGUAUGACAAUUCAUCAGAUGCUCCACAGUGGGGAGAAACCAUAUAAAUGCACCAUGUGUGACAAGAGUUUUGUACACAAAGGCAGUAUGAUGAUUCAUCAGAGGAUCCACAGUGGGCAAAAGAAAUAUAAAUGUACCAUGUGUGACAAGAGUUUUGUACACAAACACAGUAUGAUGAUUCAUCAGAGGGUCCACAGUGGGCAGAGACCAUAUAAAUGCACCAUGUGUGACAAGAGUUUUACAAGUAAGAAUUGUUUGAUGAUACAUAACCGUAUCCACAGUGGGCAGAAACCAUAUAAAUGUACCAUUUGUGACAAGACUUUUCGACACAACAGCAAUGUGAAAAGUCAUCAGAGGCUGCAUAGUGGGCAGAAGCCAUAUAAAUGCACCAUGUGUGACAAGAGUUUUGCAGCCAAGAAAUACUUGGUGAUACAUAACUAUACCCACACUGGGCAGAAGCCAUAUAAAUGCACCAUGUGUGAUAAGAGUUUUGUACAAAAAAGCAGUAUGACAAUUCAUCAGAGGCUUCACAAUGGACAGCAGUCCACAAAAACAAAAAAAAUUGAUUGGCCAGAGAAGAGCCAUAAAGACGACAGAGUUGCAUCACUCUAUAAAAAAGAUGAUAUUAAGUGUUGGAGAUGUGACUUGACACCUGAAGCAAAUUGGUUUCAUAUGAGUAUUAACAGCAAGUUGGUUAAAGCUUUUGGAUUGAUUUUAGAUAUUUUUGCAAAGCUUUGUGGAAUGAGAAUUGUAUUAUAA
Protopterus annectens (West African lungfish) is the source of this 1891-nucleotide messenger RNA. RefSeq names its product zinc finger protein 182-like. The transcript is spliced from 5 exons. Gene Ontology annotation, molecular function: DNA-binding transcription factor activity; RNA polymerase II cis-regulatory region sequence-specific DNA binding. Lineage: Eukaryota; Metazoa; Chordata; Ceratodontiformes; Protopteridae. The coding region runs from base 119 to 1891 and encodes 590 amino acids. The record is from RefSeq and is a predicted model, not a curated record. Gene Ontology annotation, biological process: regulation of transcription by RNA polymerase II.